AUGUUUUUUUUUAUUUUAGCAUUUUCAUUUAAUCAACCAAAGUUUUGUCCAACAGCAGAUUGGAAUCCACAUGGAAUUACUUUUGUUAAUCAUACAAGUGUUGGUAAUCGACCAAACGUCUUGUUUAUCAAUAAAAAUAACACAUUUUAUUCUUUUAAUCGAGAGAAGAAUGUAGUUUUAAUGUGGAUUAAUAAUAGUAUUAAUCCAGUUAAAAUUAAUUCCACUAGUAAUAGUAUCGGUGAUUCAUAUUCUAUGUUCGUUACAACGAUUGGUGAUAUUUAUAUUGACAAUGGCAGGAACUAUAGUCGAGUCGAUAAAUUGACAUUAAAUACAAAUACUUUUAAUAAAGUUAUGAGUGUUGGUUCAUCAUGCUUCAGUCUCUUCAUCGAUAUUAAUGAUACUUUAUAUUGUUCGUUGUUUAAUGAACAUAUAAUUAUAAAAAGAUGGUUAAAUAAUAAUCAAAUGUCAUCAACAAUUGCAGCUGGAACAGAAGGAUAUGGCUCUGCUUCAAAUCAGCUUCGUAGUCCUAUGGGUAUCUUUGUUGACAUAAAUUUUGAUUUAUAUGUGGCAGAUUGCGGUAAUGAUCGAAUUCAACUUUUUCAAUUCAAAAAAUUAAAUGGAAAAACAUUAGUUGGAAAUGGAUCAUUAGAUAAUACUAACUCACUUAAAUGUCCAAGUGGGAUUGUAUUAGAUAAUGAUAAAUAUCUCUUUAUUGUCGAUCAUGGAAAUCAUCGUAUAAUUCGAUGGGGAUUAAAUAGUUUUCGAUGUUUAGCUGGUUGCAAUAGUGAAGGAUCACAAUCUGAUCAAUUAUCACUUCCGUUUAGUCUUAGUUUCGAUAGCUAUGGAAAUAUAUUUGUUACUGAUUCAGGCAACGAUCGCAUUCAAAAGUUUAACUUUAUAAAUAAAUCUUGUGGUAAGUAUUGA
This is a messenger RNA of Adineta steineri, 924 nucleotides long. Lineage: Eukaryota; Metazoa; Rotifera; Eurotatoria; Adinetida; Adinetidae. The record is from the annotation of a GenBank genome assembly.